Molecule: messenger RNA, 1362 nt
Organism: Chlorocebus sabaeus (green monkey)
Lineage: Eukaryota; Metazoa; Chordata; Mammalia; Primates; Cercopithecidae
Source: RefSeq, a predicted model, not a curated record
AUGCUGGAAGAGAUCUUGAAGUUCAGCGGUUCGGGGGGCCCUAGUAUAUUGGACGAUGUGGCUGAGGUUCAGAGAAGAGAAAAGGCGAUUCCUAAGUUAUGCAGCAAGAAGGCUACCUACGCCCUAGCUCUGGAGACACAGACGCUCUUCGCAGGGAUAGAAACUAUUUUUAAGAUAGAGAGUGGUAAUAUUUCUGGACCCAGACAAGGCGGCCACAACCCUCCUGGGGCAACAACCCUCCCGCCCGGCUGGUUUUUUGGAACCUCUGCAAACACUUUCUCCGGGGUCAGUUUCGCGCCAAACCGGGACGGAGGAUGUCCAGAGGUCCCGGGAGUGGAAGCCGCUGUCCCUGUGUCCACUGGGAAGUGGGCGAGGCGGGAUGCUGCCGGCCAGGCUGCCCCGGGCGAGGACCCGGGAACACUCACUUGCUCGCUGGGCCUCGGAGGGGUGGGAGGGGCGGGGCGGUGCGCAGCCUCCCCCUGUCAGGUCUGCGGUCCGGGCCCAGCCAGGCUGCACAGGCGCGUAGGGCGCACGUCCGCGCGCCGGGGCUGCCAGGUGAGUCGCGCGCGAUCGGGGAGCGGGGCCCACGGGUCGGAGGGAGUGGGUGUGGGGGACCCUGCGCUGACCCGGGAGCGGAGCCGCAAGGUGCCCGAGGAGCAUGGGAAGGAGCGCCCCCGCACGUCCCCGCAGCAGGCAGGGGCAGACGGAGCAGCGCCCCCUUCUUCUUUGGAGGCAGCAGGAGCACCCCAGAUCCGGUGGCGAGAGGCAGAGGUUCAUUUUGCGGAACAAAAAGCCCAGGGCGAGAAGACAUUUGACUUGGAGAGAACUGGGGGAGUUAGGGAUUGCUGAUUUCAUCUCAUAACUUUUUUUCACACCCAAGCGAGGGGUCUGGGAGGUGGGCAGGGAGAGUGCUUAGGAGACAAACAGAGUUAAUCCCUCACCCCAUUGAUCACCGCCCCGCUGAAUGUUCUCAAAGCUCACCCUGCAUCGUGGUGGACUGUAUGGUGUUGGAAACGACCAAAGACACUGCCCCACCCCGACCCUCAACAAGCAAGGAAAAUGUUUCCCCUGAAAUGUCUUUCUUCUCUGUCUUGUUUUUUUGUUUCGUUGCUAUGGAUUCGUGAACUAGCUUGUAAUGGUCUCUAAACCUCUAAAUUGUAUGUAUAAUAUUUACGUGUCCAUGCAUGCAUUUUUCUGAAGCGAGCUUUCAGAUAUUGUGUUUGUUUCUCCCUAAGAUUAAAUAGGCAAAACCAUAUCUUUGGGCUACAUCAACAUGACCUCUUAAUAGUCUUCAGGGAAACUGAGUUGCAGAUUCUUAUUUAAAGAAUUGGGGAUUGGCCGGGUGCGGUGGCUCACGUCUGU